Drosophila novamexicana is the source of this 905-nucleotide messenger RNA. It is a transcript of the gene B9d1, whose product is annotated as B9 domain-containing protein 1. Gene Ontology annotation, biological process: cilium assembly. Gene Ontology annotation, cellular component: MKS complex. The transcript has 3 exons. The record is from RefSeq and is a predicted model, not a curated record. NCBI's taxonomy places the organism in Eukaryota, Metazoa, Arthropoda, Insecta, Diptera, Drosophilidae. The coding region runs from base 115 to 828 and encodes 237 amino acids.
CAGUAUGACGCCUUUUCCAACACUGCUCAAUGACAGUUGAACAACCACCUAGCGUAACUUUCAUGUGAAUAAAAGCCAGUUUAAACAGAACGCACCAUCAGAACAGUCGCUAAAAUGUACGAGGGCGAGGAAACGGGUUACCAGGACAACGAGAACGACAACAAAGAGUCACCCAAACAAAAACAAAGGAAAAACAGGAGAACGCCAAGUGUUCAAAAAGUAAAUGAUCCAGGUGUCAAAACCCCGGCCAGCUAUUUUACUCUAUGCAUCACGGGUCAAAUAGUUUCGGCCACAUUUCCACUGGGUCCUGACAAGGAUUACAUAUUCUGUCGCUACGAGCUGGUUGCAGGCCCAGACUGGCAAUUGGCAUCUGGCCCGCAACACGGCAUCACACAGAUGGCAACCAUCAAGAGUGGCCACUUUAAUGACAAAAUCGUCUUCAAUAUGCCCAUCGAAGUCUCAUACAAGAGCACCAGUCCCUUCGGCUGGCCACAAAUUAUAGUCAGCGUGUAUGGACAGAAUGGACUCGGUAGCGAGAGUUUGGUUGGCUAUGCACGCGUGCAUAUGCCUGUCUUCGGAAGCCGCCGCCAGGACGAACAGACGUCUAGCUUAAGUGAAGCACCUAUCCUAAUGCCCAAAUGCCCGAAUAUGAUAGCCGAUAUAACCAGUUGGUUGUUGCGGCGCCAGCCGGAGCUUAAAGAUCCCAAAAUACUGCUGGACAACACGCAAUGCAAGGGUCUAUCCAUGGAAUCAUAUGGCACCCUGGAGUUCCAGCUGAAUACGGUAAUGAGAGGAGCUCGCAAGCUGGGUUACAAUUGGCAUGCCUGAAUUCGGAUCGGAUAUAAAACCAAUAUUCUAUAUAUAUCCAUGUGAAUAAAACGUAAAUUUCACGACGCUGCUUUCAG